AUUUUUUCUUUCCCCGGGGCAUCCAUUGAUUUGCAUUCCUUUCAGCGUGGUAUAAAAUUCUUUAUGCAGGGAGCUUGUUUCAGAUAUAUCAUUCAUCACACACAAUAUUAUCCGUUUUGUUCGUGCUCUGGUGUGAUGCACCUCGGAAUGAUUACUUAUUUUAAAAAUCUUCACAAUCUUAUCACCAAACAUGCAACUUUGCUGUGAUAGAUUAUGUACCUAUCUCAAAGUUUCAAGCAUCUCUGCAACCGAUGACGCCGAAAGGUAAUAACUGCAUUCAACCAUCAAAUUAAGCAUGUGGUGCUUUAUGAAUGAUGUGAAGUACAAUGGUUAUAUGUGUGAUUUGGAGUAAUGGUCUAAAUUUAAAUUCUCCUUCAGUCACGUUGAUCUUGACGUCAGUGUGUGAGCGCACAAUGUUUGUCACUGCAGGCAUCUUGGACACAGGCCACAGUACCUGCCUCUGGAGAACGGUUUUGAUGAAUGGUUCGGUGCACCUAACUGCCACUUUGGCCCCUACAAUAACAGCAACAGACCCAACAUCCCUGUCUACAACAACACUGAGAUGGUUGGCAGAUACUACGAGGAGUUUAUGAUUGACAGGAAGACUGGAGAGUCCAACCUCACACACAUCUACCUGAUGGAAGGUCUUGACUUCAUAGAACGUCAGUCUCAGGCACGUCGGCCCUUCUUCCUCUACUGGGCACCCGACGCCACUCACGCCCCUGUCUAUGCCUCUAAGCAUUUCCUCGGGAAGAGCCAGCGAGGCCGGUAUGGUGAUGCAGUGAUGGAGCUAGACUACAGCAUCGGUCAGAUCCUGUCGUGGCUAAAGCUUCUGAGCAUAGACCAGAAUACCCUUGUCUUCUUCACCUCAGACAACGGAGCUGCUCUAACAUCAGGCCCAUAUGAAAGUGGCAGCAACGGGCCGUUCCUCUGCGGGAAGGAGACCACUUUUGAAGGGGGAAUGAGGGAGCCCGCCAUCGCCUGGUGGCCUGGACGCAUCAAAGAGGGCACGGUGAACUUCCAGUUGGCCAAUGUGAUGGACUUGUACGUGACCUGUCUAGCAUUGGCUGGCAUCAGCCCUCCUAGUGACAGAACCCUUGAUGGAAUAGACCUGACACCAGUCCUGCUAAAGCAGUUACACACACACCAAAACAGGCCAAUCUUCUAUUACCGUGGGGACGAGCUGAUGGCUGUGAGGCUCGGAGAAUACAAAGCUCACUACUGGACCUGGAGCAACUCGUGGCAGGAGUUUAAAAAAGGAAUCAACUUCUGUCCAGGUCAAGAGGUUCCAGGCGUGACUACACAUGACCAAAUAGAGCACACAAUGCAGCCACUUAUUUUCCACCUGGGGCAGGAUCCUGGGGAAAAGUUUCCCAUCAGCGUUCUGACUAAAGAGUAUCAGGAUGUGCUGAGCAGAAUCUCUCCCAUCGUGGAUCAGCAUAAGAAGACUCUGGUGCCCGGUGUUCCCCAGCUCAACAUGUGUGACGUGGCUGUGAUGAACUGGGCGCCUGCAGGUUGUGAGAAGUUGAGGAAGUGUCUCAAAGUGCCAAAGUCUCAGCCCUGGAAGUGUGACUGGCCACACUGAGAACAAAAAAUGAAGAAACAAAACCUGAAGAUGUGCCUUUCUACAUGAACUGCAAACUACCAUGUUUUUUUUUUUUUUUUUAAGAAUAUCUUUUUUCGGAUCUAUUUGUAAAAUGGUGUAUUUACAAUGUUUAAGAGAAGGAUGUGGGACCAAGGGAAAUAUGUUGCUAUAACAACAUACAUUGAUUAUAUAAAUAGAUUUUGCAGCUGUGAUUAAUGAGGCAACAGUUUCUGAAGAAAUGUUGCAAGAGCCACUUCGGACUAAUUUUAGUGAAGUAGAUCAGAUAGGGAAAUGUAUUUAUUUUAAACAUUAAAGUAAUGAAGUACUAUGCUGGAUUCUUUGAAUUAAAUUUGUAUCCUUACUGCAAAACAUGUGAUUUUUAAUAAAAACGUUAUUUUUAUUA
Messenger RNA from Larimichthys crocea (large yellow croaker), 1988 nucleotides. RefSeq names its product N-acetylgalactosamine-6-sulfatase. Gene Ontology annotation, molecular function: arylsulfatase activity. Bases 563 to 1585 code for a protein of 340 amino acids. The transcript is spliced from 10 exons. The record is from RefSeq and is a predicted model, not a curated record. Lineage: Eukaryota; Metazoa; Chordata; Actinopteri; Sciaenidae.